Messenger RNA from Panthera uncia (snow leopard), 2005 nucleotides. RefSeq names its product CWF19 like cell cycle control factor 1 (gene CWF19L1). Gene Ontology annotation, biological process: mRNA splicing, via spliceosome. The record is from RefSeq and is a predicted model, not a curated record. Gene Ontology annotation, molecular function: RNA lariat debranching enzyme activator activity. Lineage: Eukaryota; Metazoa; Chordata; Mammalia; Carnivora; Felidae. Gene Ontology annotation, cellular component: post-mRNA release spliceosomal complex. Bases 100 to 1716 code for a protein of 538 amino acids. The transcript is spliced from 14 exons.
GGCGCGCCCACGUCUUAGUGCUGUGCCGCCGCGUUCUUCGAGGUGUACGGGUUCAGGGUCCGUUUUCGGUGGUCGCCCCGACUCAGGCUGUUGGCACAAAUGGCUCAGAAACCGCUGCGCCUCUUGGCUUGUGGAGAUGUUGAAGGAAAGUUUGAUGUUUUAUUCAAUAGAGUUCGAGCAAUUCAGAAGAAAAGUGGAAACUUUGACCUGCUGUUGUGUGUAGGAAAUUUCUUUGGCUCCACUCCAGAUGCUGAAUGGGAGGAGUAUAAAACUGGCAUCAAGAAAGCUCCUAUUCAGACAUAUGUGCUGGGUGCUAAUAACCAGGAAACAGUAAAAUAUUUCCAAGAUGCUGAUGGGUGUGAAUUAGCUGAAAACAUUACUUAUCUGGGUCGUAAAGGUAUCUUCACUGGAAGCUCGGGGCUGCAGAUUGUGUACCUCAGUGGGACAGAGUCCGUAGAUGAGCCAGUCCCAGGUUACAGUUUUAGUCCCAAGGAUGUGUCUUCCCUGAGGACAAUGCUGUGUUCAACAUCCCAGUUUAAGGGUGUUGAUAUCUUGCUCACAUCCCCAUGGCCCAAGUAUGUGGGGAACUUUGGGAAUUCUUCUGGAGAGGUGGAUACCAAAAAAUGUGGCUCUGCUUUGAUCUCCGGUCUUGCCACAGACUUGAAACCAAGAUACCAUUUUGCUGCUUUGGAAAAGACCUAUUAUGAGAGACUUCCCUAUCGAAACCACAUCGUUCUGCAGGAAACCACACAGCAUGCCACCAGGUUCAUAGCUUUGGCAAGUGUUGGAAAUCCCGAAAAGAAAAAGUAUCUUUAUGCAUUCAGUAUUGUUCCCAUGAAACUAAUGGAUGCAGCAGAACUGGUAAAACAGCCUCCCGAUGUUACUGAAAACCCUUACAGAAAAUCUGGGAAGGAAGCAUCCGUGGGAAAGCCAAUUCCUGCCCCAGAGGAAGAAUCAGCCUGUCAGUUUUUCUUUGAUUUAAAUGAAAAGCAGGGAAGGAAGCGUUCAUCUACAGGCAGAGAUAGCAAGUCUUCUCCUCACCCAAAGCAGCCUCGCAAACCUCCUCAGCCUCCAGGACCUUGCUGGUUUUGCCUUGCCAGCCCUGAAGUGGAAAAGCACUUGGUGGUCAACAUUGGCACACAUUGCUACCUUGCCCUGGCCAAAGGAGGCUUAUCUGAUGACCACGUCCUCAUCCUACCCAUUGGGCACUACCAGUCAGUGGUGGAGCUUUCAGCUGAGGUGGUGGAAGAGGUGGAGAAGUACAAGGUGACACUGAGGCGGUUCUUCAAGAGUCGAGGGAAACGGUGUGUUCUGUUUGAGAGAAAUUAUAAGAGCCAUCACCUCCAGCUACAGGUCAUUCCUGUGCCACUCAGCCGCUGCACUACUGAUGACAUUAAAGAUGCCUUCGUUACCCAGGCAGAGCAACAACAGAUAGAACUGUUGGAAAUCCCAGAACACUCUGACAUCAAGCAGAUUGCACAGCCAGGAGCAGCAUAUUUUUAUGUUGAACUUGACACAGGAGAGAAGCUUUUCCAUAGAAUUAAAAAGAAUUUUCCUUUGCAGUUUGGAAGGGAGGUACUGGCCAGCGAAGCCAUCCUUAAUAUUCCUGACAAGUCUGACUGGAGGCAAUGUCAGGUCAGCAAGGAAGAGGAGGAGAUGCUGGCUCGCCGCUUCCGGAAAGACUUUGAGCCUUUUGACUUUACUCUGGAUGACUAAGCAAAGGGAAAAGGCACUUUAUGAACUUGACAGGAAGUAGUAGUAGCCUGUUUUUAAAAGAACUUACAGUCUCCCAUGGGGACUGUUUCUCUGCCUCUUUUUUGUGCAUUCCCAUGGAACCUACCUGCAGCAAGAGGCCUAAGAUUGAAUAUUUUUUUGAAAAUAUUUCUAGGAUGAAAAUCCUGUGUUAAAAUAAGCACGUCUGUCUUCCUGCUCCAAGUACAGCUUGUGUUAAUCAGCAUUUUCAAAACCAUUUAAACUAUCAAAUAAAAUCCAAAUGCUUUUCCAC